Molecule: messenger RNA, 2244 nt
Organism: Anoplophora glabripennis (Asian longhorned beetle)
Lineage: Eukaryota; Metazoa; Arthropoda; Insecta; Coleoptera; Cerambycidae
Gene: Dbp73D
Product: probable ATP-dependent RNA helicase Dbp73D
Exons: 7
Coding region: 95-2035 (646 amino acids)
Cellular component (GO): nucleus
Molecular function (GO): ATP binding; nucleic acid binding
Source: RefSeq, a predicted model, not a curated record
AACUGUUAAAAAUUAAAAUACUAAUCUUAUUCAUAACCUUGCUUUUUCACGUUUUUUAUUUUCAUUACUAUUACUUUUAUCCAGCGACUGAAAAAUGGAGUUGUUUGUUGUUAAUAGACAUGCUGGAGAUGAUCAAAAUGCCCCAGACAUAGAGACUAGAGAAAUUGAACAAAGUAAAUUAGAAAAAGUCCUCAAACGAAUUGAAAAGAAUAAGAGAAAUAGAAAUAAGCAGAAGGAAAAAGAAAAUAAAGUAAAAUUAGCUAAGCAAAGAACUUUGGAAUCACGCCAAUUUAAAAGAGAAUUGAAAUCAAAGAUAAUACCCAUCCCAGAUAAUACAGACGAUGGAUUUGUUGAUAAGACUCUUCUUGAGAUUGAAGAAUUGAACGAAGUAACUAAUAAAUUUAAACAAAACAAAAAGGCAAAAUUGGGACCUGAUUUAGAAGGUUUUACUGUUUUGGGAGUAGAAAAUUUUGCAAAAAAGAGAAAAGUUAAAAGGGUUUUACCAAAAUGGCUGACAAAUCCAACAGUGAUAUCCUCAAAUCUACAAGACCUUCAUACAAAAGUAUCUGAAGUAAAGUUAUUAGAUAAAUCAAUUCGUAAACUUUUAAAGGCGAAUAGUAUCAAAUAUCUCUUUCCUGUACAAGUUGAAGUGAUUCCAUAUUUAUUACAAGUAAAUAAACACUCAGAUGUAAUAUUCCCUCGUGAUAUAUGUGUUUCAGCACCAACAGGAAGUGGUAAAACUUUGGCUUACGUAUUACCUGUUAUCCAAGCUCUGAAACGAUACACUGUAAAGAAAAUUAGGGCACUUGUUAUAUUACCAACACAAGACUUAGCCAGUCAGGUUUUUAAAGCUUUUAGAAGUUAUUCACAAAAUACAAAUAUUGAUGUGACUUUGGUAACUGGCAAAAAUCCUUUUCAUGUAGAACAGAACCAACUUGUGACAGAAAAUACAGCAUUUGGACUUCUAAGUAAAGUUGACAUUUUAUUAUGUACAGCAGGGAGACUUGUAGAUCACAUUAAAUUAACUAAAGGUUUCACUUUACAUGAUUUAGAAUUUUUAAUCAUCGAUGAGGCAGAUAGGGUUUUGGAAAAUGUACAAAAUGACUGGUUGUAUCACCUAGAGAAGCAUAUCGAUGAAGAGCCAGAUUUGCAAAUGGGAAAGAUCCUCAAUCUCUUUACCCUACAGAAAAAGAGACCACCACAGAAGCUAUUAUUCUCUGCUACUUUAACCCAAGAUCCAGAAAAACUACAAAAAUUGUCCUUGUUUCAGCCCAAGUUGUUUACUUCAAUUAUUGAGGACUCUAAGGAGGCAACUGAAUUAGAAAAGACCAAUGUAGAAACAUUUGUAGGCAAAUACACUACACCAAAAGAAUUAGCAGAGAAAUAUGUGCUGACAUCGUUGGAUCUAAAACCAUUGUUGUUGUAUAAGUUGAUAAUGAUGGAGAAGCUGACUAAAUGUGUCAUUUUUACCCACUCCGUCGAAAGUGCACAUAGAUUAUCAAUUUUACUUAGUUCUCUGUUUAAGAAUGAGUUGAAAGUGGAAGAGAUUUCUUCGAAAUUGCAGGGGAAGAAUAGGACAACUCUAAUUGAAAAAUUCUCUAAUGGAGAAAUUGAUUUGUUGGUUUGUACAGAUACUCUUGCUAGAGGCAUUGAUCUUCCUCAUGUACAGUGUGUCAUUUCCUACUCGGCUCCGAAACAUCUCAAAACAUAUAUUCACAGAGCAGGAAGAACAGCACGGGCAGGGGAAGAAGGGUUAGCUGUGACUUUGCUGCAUAAAUCACAACUUACAAAAUUUAAGGUGAUGCUUCAACAAGCUGGAAAGACAAACAUUCAAGAGUUGAUUAUAUCUGAGGAAGAUUUGGAACCCUUGGGAGAACAGUAUAAGCAAUCCUUGCAGGAGCUCAAGAAAACUGUGGAAAUAGAAGAGAGAUUGCAUCUAAAAAAAGUUAUUUCAGCAAAGGGAAAGAGAGGCUUCAAAAGAAAACGUAAAGAGUCCAUUGGUAGUGUUAUUAGCAAUGUUAGUGAGGAUAUUUAAAGCAAUUUUAAGAAUUGUUGCACACUUUACAUUCUACCCACCUUUAUCUUUUUUACAUUUCUAUUUAGCAAAAAAUUAAAGUUUUAUGAAAAUUUAAAAAAAUAUAAAAAUUAAUUUACCAUAUUUUUCUAAAUAGACAGGUAAAAAAGAUAAGGGGGUAGAAUGUUCUGUGAAUGACACUGUACAAAAAAUUUUAUUUUUUAUUUAAA